UUUCACUCAGAAUUCAAGCUUUUGAACUUGAAUUGUGCCUAAUUUUAAAUAAUAAGCUAGGCCAAAAAAUAUUAUUUCAUUACAAUGAAGACUGCAAUAGCUAAUGUUUUCAAAAUACUCCUUUUCGUGUUAAUUUUCAUGGGUUUUAUCUCUGAGGUGGUUAUCGGUAAUUCCUCAAAAAAGUUGCAGAUUGGAGUGAAAAAGAGACCAUCAGAGUGUCCAAUUAAGAGCAGAAAAGGAGAUUUGUUACAUAUGCAUUACACAGGUACAUUGGAGGAUGGUACAGAAUUUGACAGUUCUUUACCUCGUGGAAAUCCUUUAACUUUUACUCUAGGCUCCGGGCAAGUUAUCAAAGGCUGGGAUCAGGGUCUGAUUGGCAUGUGUGAAGGGGAACAAAGAAAGUUAGUUAUUCCACCAGAGUUAGCUUAUGGUGAAAAUGGAUCACCACCUAAAAUUCCAAAGUCGGCAACAUUAACAUUCCAUGUGGAUCUCGUCAAAAUAGAGAGAAGAGAUGAGCUCUAAGUAAAGACAAGAGAGUAUUUACAUCUAGAUCAAUUUUAGAAUGCUAAUGCUUUUUUUCAUAUUCCAUUUCUAGUUUAAGUUGAAUGUAGAUGGAAAGAAAUUGUGACCUUAAUUAAUUAUGACAUGAUUUGUUCAAAAUUAAGGCAUCAAAUAAAACCAAUAAACUUUGUUCUUUAC
Molecule: messenger RNA, 699 nt
Organism: Papilio machaon (common yellow swallowtail)
Lineage: Eukaryota; Metazoa; Arthropoda; Insecta; Lepidoptera; Papilionidae
Product: peptidyl-prolyl cis-trans isomerase FKBP2
Exons: 2
Coding region: 85-522 (145 amino acids)
Biological process (GO): protein peptidyl-prolyl isomerization
Molecular function (GO): peptidyl-prolyl cis-trans isomerase activity
Source: RefSeq, a predicted model, not a curated record